Messenger RNA from Brassica napus (rape), 1154 nucleotides. RefSeq names its product transcription factor MYB41. The record is from RefSeq and is a predicted model, not a curated record. The transcript has 4 exons. NCBI's taxonomy places the organism in Eukaryota, Viridiplantae, Streptophyta, Magnoliopsida, Brassicales, Brassicaceae. Bases 128 to 1135 code for a protein of 335 amino acids.
UCUCGUUCCGACAAGAUACAAGACACGAGACACAAAUACUCUAUUUAAAGCGCAAAGAUCAGACACACACACACUUAGCCUCAAAACCUUUCUUCCUUGUGAGUUCUGAGUUAUCUUUAACAGUAAAAUGGGGAGAUCUCCGUGUUGCGACGAGAAUGGGCUGAAGAAAGGGCCAUGGACACAAGAAGAGGAUGAGAAACUGAUUGAUCACAUUCAAAAACACGGUCAUGGAAGCUGGAGAGCUCUUCCUAAGCAAGCCGGUUUAAACCGAUGUGGAAAGAGUUGUAGACUGAGAUGGACCAACUACUUGAGACCUGACAUCAAGAGAGGAAACUUCACUGAAGAGGAAGAAGAAACCAUCAUCAACCUCCAUUCGCUUCUUGGAAACAAGUGGUCGUCAAUAGCCAGUAAUCUUCCUGGAAGAACGGACAAUGAAAUCAAAAACUAUUGGAACACACAUUUGAGAAAGAAACUGCUCCAAAUGGGGAUUGACCCGGUGACACAUAGGCCUCGAACCGACCAUCUGAACGUGUUAGCCGCUCUCCCACAACUUAUCGCCGCCGCAAAUUUCAACAACCUCUUGAAUCUCAAUCAAAAUGUGCAACUGGAUGCAACAACUCUUGCCAAAGCUCAAUUAUUACACAACAUGAUUCAAGUCCUUAGCACCAACAACAACAACAUUCCAAGUUCUUCUCCAUUAACCAUGCAGACCAAUAACAAUCUCUUUGGCCAAUCUUCUUACUUAGAGAACCAAAGUCUUUUUGGUCAACCUCAAAACUUCUCUCACGUUCCUGGGGCUAACCACGACGAGAAAAUGAUGGUAGAAAACCAACUGAUUGAUCAGCCUUUGGAUUCUUUUUCUUCUCUGAUGCAAAUGGAUGUUCAAGAUGAUCAUAAUUCGCUUCCUCUAUUGGCUGCGGCAUCUCCUGAGGAAUUUAAACAAAGCCAGAUGAUGAUCAAAAACAAAGACAUCGUUCACCGUCAUGAUACUUCUAACCCUUCAUCAUCAAACUCGUCGUUCACACAAGAUCACCAUCAGCCAUGGUGUGACACUAUUGAUGAUGAAGCAGGUGAUUCUUAUUGGAAAGAGAUCAUGGAGCAAACGUGUUCGGAACCAUGGCCGUUCCCUGAAUAGACAAGAUUGAAAAACAAAA